This is a messenger RNA of Ceratosolen solmsi marchali, 2923 nucleotides long. RefSeq names its product zinc transporter foi. The transcript is spliced from 11 exons. NCBI's taxonomy places the organism in Eukaryota, Metazoa, Arthropoda, Insecta, Hymenoptera, Agaonidae. The coding region runs from base 436 to 2664 and encodes 742 amino acids. The record is from RefSeq and is a predicted model, not a curated record. Gene Ontology annotation, cellular component: plasma membrane. Gene Ontology annotation, molecular function: monoatomic cation:bicarbonate symporter activity; zinc ion transmembrane transporter activity. Gene Ontology annotation, biological process: zinc ion import across plasma membrane; intracellular monoatomic cation homeostasis.
AUAAUGAGUUAUUCGAGGAUCCGUCGCACGGUGCCGCUUGUGUAUGCGCUUCUUCUAACCUCUCGCUUAUGCACGUAGCGCGAGUACUCGUGUGUCGUUGUACGUAGUAUGCGGGUGAUUUAUAUAUGCGGCGGGUUUGUUCGGGCUGAUCGUUGGUUGUCGCGCACUUUCAGGAAUUUCGAGGGUAUGGCUUUUCAAUGGUGAAUAGCGGGGGCGGGAAGGAAAGGGGAUGCGCGAUUUGCCCGGGGAUCUGGUGCUUUGACGCUUAAUCGGUGACAAAGCAAUGGAGCAAUUUCAUCGCUCGAUCACGAGGAUGGAAGGUACAACACAUUGUGACACCAGUUGAUGCGAGUGUGACAGCGUUGAGGCUUAACAAGUGGUUGAAGAUAUAGGUUUUCCAUUUUACUUUGGCUCGCUUUCGAGAGGUGAUCAAAAAUGGCACAACAUUUUGUCACCAUUUGUGUUGUUUGUGUGUUGUGUGCAGCACAUAUACCAUGUUAUGCUCACAUGAAUAUUCUCCCAACUGUCAAGCAAAGAACUGAAAGUGUAAAAUAUUCUACAGAAUCGUCCGAUUAUAGUGAAUAUUUAUUUUCUCAUUCGAUUGGCUCUACCAAAAUGCCUAAAAAAACAGAAGCCAUUACAAAAGAUUUCACAGAAAUUAAUAAUAAUGAAAAUUUGUUUAACAAAGUGCCUGAAGAAAGGAUUCAGAAGUCGCACUACGAUCAUAGAUUAAAAGAUAAUUUAGAAAACAGUCGGGUACUUCAAGAAUCCAGGCAGAAAGAAUUAUUGGAUAGAUUAGGACAAAAUUAUUUAGAAUCACAGGAAAAUGGAGAUUUCAACGAUAAAAAUAUGCAGAAUUUACGGUCUAAAAGAAGUUUGGAAUUGGAUGAAAAGUACUUUACAAAAAAAAUAUUUGAACUUUAUGGAGACGGUGAAAAUAUGACAAUGGAAGGAUUUGAAAAAUUAUUAAGAAAAAUGGGACUGUUUCAGUCAGAGCCGAAAGUCAGUGAACAAGAAAUCCACAGUAUAGACAGUAAUCAAUCGGGAAAUCGAUUUGCUAAUGUAAAUGAAUCGCAAAGCAAUAACGAUGAUCGAGGCACCGAUAAAACUUUGGACACCAAACAAAGGUGCCUGAACAGUAGGGAAUUACUGAGCGUCUUAUCUAACGACGUAACAUACACGUCGUCGAGUAACAACAGCACGACAUUACCUGUUUGGCUAUUCGAACGCGUGUGCCCAGUACUUAUUUAUCAGCUAACUGCGGUAUCUGCUGCGGAGAGAGGUGGAUGCGUUUAUGUCUCGGACAACUACAAGUCGUCCGAGAUCGGCAGUUACGAAGAGGAAACGGCUCGCAAUAUGUUUCAAGUAUGGAUAUAUUCCACCGUGAGCAUACUGGUUAUCAGUUUGUGCGGUCUUCUGGGUGUUGCUGUGAUACCAGUUAUGGGCAAGAGUUACUAUCAUCAGCUUUUGCAAUUUUUGGUUGCAUUAGCCGUUGGUACUUUGUGUGGCGAUGCUCUCAUACAUUUACUACCUCAUGCAAUGAUGUCGGAAUCGCAACAUAGUCAUUCUCAUGAAAAUAGUCAAUCGCAUUUACCCGUAGAUCAUAGAGAAGAUGAACAUAAUACAAAUAUGUGGAAGGGAUUUGUCGCGGUAAUAGGUUUAGUCAUGUUUUUCUUUACUGAAAAAGCAUUGAAUAUAAUAUCGGAAUGGAGAAGGUACAAUCAAAAUCGCAGUCAAAUACCAGCACGAGUACGAGUAAUGAGGGAUUCGGAUACAGGAAACAGUAACACCGUAGGGGAAAAGCUUUGCAAGCACAAAUACUCAACCUAUCCAUAUUGUUAUGGAGAAAUUGAAACGGAAAUUCAAGAUAAUCUUCGCAGUCAUCAACAUAAUCAUCACGAGAGGCCGCAGACUAUCGAGGAGGAAAAACCUUUAACGUGUAAUUCGACAAAUUGUAACUCAGUUUCUAAUAAAAUUGUGCAAAAUGAUAUCGAAAAGAAGAACAACGAAGAAUGGAAACUUGAUGACACUGUGAUCACCGAUAUAAAGAAGACUGUUGAUGGUGCUGAUGUACCAUUGAACGAAGUAGAAAAUUAUACUGUGAUUAUUAAAGAUCAUGAUACUAAACAUCACGGCCAUGGACAUUCACACAAUCAUGUACAUUCUACGCCAGAUUCAAUGUCGAGUGUUGCAUGGAUGGUUGUAAUGGGGGAUGGCUUACAUAAUUUUACAGAUGGUAUGGCUAUAGGCGCUGCCUUUUCAGCAAACAUAGCGGGUGGAUUCUCAACGACUAUAGCGGUAUUCUGCCAUGAAUUACCUCACGAAUUAGGUGACUUUGCAGUUCUAUUAAAAGCGGGUAUGAGUGCCAAACAAGCUGUUUUUUAUAAUCUGUUAUCCUCGGUACUUUGUAUAUUUGGUAUGGUGUUUGGAGUAUUACUUGGUGCUACACCCGCUGCCAGUAGUUGGAUGUUUGCUGCAGCUGCUGGCAUGUUUAUUUACAUAGCUCUUGUUGAUAUGAUUCCUGAACUAUCUACGAAUCAUUCGGUAGCACACGGUGCUCAUUGGCAGUGUCUUCUGCAAGCAGCUGGGCUGAUAUGUGGUUUUGGCAUUAUGUUAAUCAUCGCGCUCUAUGAGCAUGAUCUGCAACACAUAUUCAGUAAUUAAAUCCAAGUAUGACUUAUCUACGGGACGAGACAGUACACAAAAAGUCACGGCGUCGAUUGUGCGUAGCCAACGCGAAUCCUAAGAGUUCAAUUACAACAACAAUAAUAACAACAGAAACAAGUGUAAAUUUGAGUUUUUAUUUGAAUGAUAAGAAUUUAUUGUGUAUCAUCGAGUACAUUUUACUUUCACUUACAAAAAUACGUGUGAUCACGACCCAAGUAAUUGCAUAGUAUACACUCUAAUGAUUAAAGACAAAAAA